Molecule: messenger RNA, 1118 nt
Organism: Coniophora puteana RWD-64-598 SS2
Lineage: Eukaryota; Fungi; Basidiomycota; Agaricomycetes; Boletales; Coniophoraceae
Product: tRNA methyltransferase complex subunit Cpd1
Exons: 7
Coding region: 33-1118 (361 amino acids)
Biological process (GO): tRNA methylation
Cellular component (GO): nucleus; tRNA (m1A) methyltransferase complex
Source: RefSeq, a predicted model, not a curated record
UGUAAUUGCUCCUCCCUUACAUCUCGCCAGCAAUGUGGUCCACAGCACGCACCGUUGCGGCAGGCGACAUAGUGAUAAUUUGGCAGACUCGCGAAUCCGUUCAACCCCUGCUGAUUACACCAGGUAAAGAUUUCAACAGCAAGUUCGGCUUCUACCCGCACUCGGACCUCAUUGGCGUUCCGUAUGGAUCGAAGGUAGGGUCACGGAAUGGAAAAGGGUUCAUACACCUCCUGCGACCUACGCCCGAGCUGUGGACAAUGGCGUUACCUCAUCGUACUCAGAUCUUGUACAUCGCGGACAUCUCCUUCAUUACCUCAUGGCUUGAUAUCAAACCAGGAAGCAAAGUUAUCGAAGCCGGAACUGGAUCCGGCUCGUUCUCUCAUUCUGUUGCAAGAACUGUCGGCGCAAGGGGGCAUCUCUGGUCGUACGAAUUUCACGAGGCCAGGGCCAACAAGGCGAGGCAAGAAUUUAGCGACCACGGUCUCGCCGAUAUCAUCACGCUCACACAUCGGAAUGUAUGCAAAGACGGCUUCACGGUCACCAACACAGUGGAUUCAGUCUUUCUAGAUCUUCCCGCUCCAUGGGACGCCGUCGUCCACGCCAAAAAUGCCAUGCGUAAAGACUGCACAUCUCGCAUCUGCUGCUUCAGUCCAUGUAUGGAGCAGGUCUUGCGCACUGUCAAUGCUCUCAACGAGGCUGGGUUCACCGAUAUCGCCAUGUAUGAGGUUCUGAUACGACCUCAUGAAGUGAAUGAGAUCACGAUCCCAAAACUGGACGACAUCGUCACCAAGCUAAAACAAUCCGAGCAGAAACGAGAAGAAAAGCGCCUCAGGCAGAUCGCCAAUGCCGGUAAAAGGAAGCGCGAAGGAAGUUCUGAAAAUGCCGUCGAAAACGGUGAAAAUAAAAAAGCCAAGACAGACGGUGCAAACGUGACAGAAUUGCACCGAACUUCAGAGUUGGAAUCCACCUCUACUUCUGCCAAGGGAGUCGGGCCACAAGCUCUGCAAGGCGCCGAUGACUCAGCCUCUGUUAACGGUGCAAAAGCGGUGUAUGAAGUCCGUGGCCAUACAUCCUACCUCACCUUUGCACGGCUCGCUCCAAUCGCAGAUGAGGCCUGA